AAAGAAAAAACUCUAAAACUGUCACUCUUUGGUCAAAAUUCAUCAUUGACAUAUUAAGAUGGGUGAAAGGAAAAUCGAUUUUUCAAAGCUUUCGGGCGCGUCCCUGCAACCUCAUAUAUACGUGCAUUACCAUUUUGCAUCCACCAUCAGAGAGAGAGCUUGCUAAAACGAUGGAUUCGGAUUAUUUAUAUUCUAACGUGCUUUUGACUAACAUGUUAAAGAAAGAACUUUCUAUUGAUAACCCAAAGGAAGAUCUUUCUAUUGAUAACUCAAAGGAAGAUCUUUCUAUUGAUAACCCAAAGGAAGAUCUUUCUAUUGAUAACCCAAAGGAAGAUCUUUCUAUUGAUAACCUAAAGGAAGAACUUUCUAUUGAUAGCCCAAAGGAAGAACUUUCUAUUGAUAACCCAAAGGAAGAUCUUUCUAUUGAUGACCCAAAGGAAGAUCUUUCUAUUGAUAACCCAUAUGAAGAUCUUUCUAUUGAUAACCCAUAUGAAGAUCUUUCUAUUGAUAACCCAAAGGAAGAACUUUCUAUUGAUAACCCAAAGGAAGAUCUUUCUAUUGAUGACCCAAAGGAAGAUCUUUCUAUUGAUGACCCAAAGGAAGAUCUCUCUAUUGAUAACCCAAAGGAAGAUCUUUCUAUUGAUGACCCAAAGGAAGAUCUUUCUAUUGAUGACCCAAAGGAAGAUCUUUCUAUUGAUAACCCAAAGGAAGAUCUUUCUAUUGAUAACCCAUAUGAAGAUCUUUCUAUUGAUAACCCAAAUGAAGAUUUUUCUAUUGAUAAGCCCAGGGAAGUCUCAACUGACGAGCUAUUGGAAGACACUUCAACUGAGGAGCUAAUGGAACUCCACUUAAGUGACGAGGAAAUCGAUUUCCCUUCAAUUGACAACCUGGAGAAAGUUUUAACAAUUCAGAGUAAUAAUAAUGUCGAAGAGCAAAGUGGAGAAGACAGUUACGAAAUGAUGUUACGUUACGAUGAUGAUGAUGAUGAUGAAUACUCAGACUCUGUUAUACCAACUCAACAAUUUAAUGAUUAUUGCGUGCAAAAUCAGAACAUUGUUGACAACGAUUUAGCUAUCCCACAUGAAUCACUAUUGAUAGUUCAAAAUACUCAACCUUAUUUAAAUAAUAAUAUAAAACGUUCAUUAAAAGAAAGUGAACCUAAUGCCCCUUUGUAUAUGUGUAACAUUUGUGAUGAAAACUUUAACACAACAUCAAACUUAGAAAUACACACAAAAGAAGUACAUACAAACAUAAUCGAAAAUGUAGAUGAUAAUGCACAUGUAUCGUCAAACAUGACUGUUUCUUGCGAUCAUUGCAAUUUGGAAUUUCCAAAUCCACAAUUACUGAUUGCACAUCUAUAUGAUGUAGUGGGAACAAAACAAAGAAAUAGAAAUCCCUUGUGUAAAAAUAAAACUGUGCAACAACAAAACAUUACCAGAGUUUUAAAUUCGAAUAUUUCUACUACUUAUGUGUACAGGUGCACAGUGUGUUCCUACUAUUUUAAAAAUAUCAAGAUACUUGCUAGGCAUAUGAACGAAAAACAUAAAAUUAAAAACCUGGCUUCACAAAAAAAAAUACUGUAUGACCCGAAGUGCAAGUUUUGCCCAUCCAAAUUUUCGAAAAUCGCUAGAUAUAAUGCUCACAUUUUUACAGUUCACAGAAACAUUUUGUGUUCUAAGAGUUUGAAAAAGUCAAUAAAACCUAAAAGUGCAUUUAAUCAUGAUAAAAAAGUAGAGAAAGAUGUAUUUUUAAAAACAAAUUCAUUAAACAGUAUAAAUGAGGAAGAUCCCCCAGCCGUUAAUGACACCAAAAAGAACCAUCAAGCGUAUAUUUUAAAGUCUGUCUUGUUCAAGUGUAAUAUAUGUGAUAUACUUUUUUUAAAUUCCCAAAAUGCAAAAGAUCAUGACAGUCACAUGGACAUUUUGAUUAAUUGGAAAUGUACCAUAUGUAAACAUACUUUUAUGAAAAAUGAUGAGAAAGAUCACAUGCAGCAACAUACGGUCACAAAUGAUUUUACAAUUUAUGAUAUUUCUGAUUCUCCACCUUUAUUUUUAUACAAUUGCUCAAAAUGUAAUGCACACUUUGAUGAAAAUAUCUACUUUCAACACUUUCCAGGGUGUAAGGCAGAUUAUUUUAUGAUUUCCGAAUGUGAGAGUUGUAAUAUUUGGCUGGACGUUAAUCUAAUUGGUUCACAUAACUGUCUUUAUCAAGCGGGAAGUAGUAAAUCAACUGGUUACAUUAUUGUGAAAACGGACCUCAUAAAGAAAGAUACAUUGAAUCAGGAUUUGGGUAACAUUAACAAGGAUUUAACAGUAAAAAGAAAUGUAUUAAGAACAGGAAAUGUAAGCAGUGACAUGUCUACAAAGACCAAUAAAUCAUUUAAAGUAUAUUAUUGUAAGAAUUGUAAAUGUUUUGUUAACUACUACUGUAUUAUAAAACAUAAAACCGCAAGCUGUAAAGACAGUGGUGACCCAAUAGUAUGCAUAUCAUGUGGAUUGGUUUAUCCGAAAAAAAGUAAUAGUUAUCACGCAAGGCUACACAAAAAAAAUUUAAACCUAACACUCCAAAAUUUCGAAUUUUAUGAUUUGGACAGUAAACAAUUAAUUAAUCCACCGUUUCCUGAAUUUCCGCAAUGUGGUGCUUGUGAAAUUUUUUUUGCUCGACAGAUCGAUAAAGCACAACAUUGUUGUGGUGCUCAAGACUAUACUAUAUGUCUCACAUGUAACUUGAACUUUUCCGAAUUAGGAUAUCGAAUACACAUGUUUUAUCAUAAUUUAACAUCCAGCCAUAAAUACUGCAAUGAAGAAUCCCCGUUUAAAAGAACAAAAUGUGAUUAUAAAAUCUAUCAAUGUAAAAAAUGCCAAAUAUGCAUAACAUGUGAAGAAAGUUCUCAUAAACAUGUUUGUUCUUCGCGAAUUUUAAAGUCAAAAUGUUCCAUUUGUGGACUUUAUUGGCACAAGCGUGAUUUAAAAAAUCAUAACGCUCUUCACAUAUCCGAUAGCAACUUCAUAAUUGAUAAUAUUACUUUGAUUGAUAUCAACAGUACAAAUACCAUUAACACUGAUAAUAUUCUUGCUGCAUCUACCAGCAAUAAAGUGAUUGAAAACCUUGAAACCACAGUUACAUCUCCCAAAGAAGUGGAAUUACAACAAAAAACAAAUUCCGAUCAGGGAAAAGUAGUAACGAGGAAACUAUAUAGAUGCUCGUGUGGUCUCCAUUUUUUGAAUCGUAAUUCUAUUCUGGUACACCAAAAUACGACGUGCCGUUUAAAAAAAAAUGCUAGGCAGCAAAAGUGUUCAAAGUGUGGUCUUUCAUUCGAUACAAUUACAUUUUUUAAACAUUUAGUAAAGCACCAUAGUGGUAUAGAGGAGACUACCAAAUUUCAUAUAAUUAAUAUAUCAAAAAAGACUAGAUAAAUACAAUAUUAAAAGUAACGCUAUGGGUUGUGUA
Papilio polytes (common Mormon) is the source of this 3450-nucleotide messenger RNA. RefSeq names its product zinc finger protein 91-like. NCBI's taxonomy places the organism in Eukaryota, Metazoa, Arthropoda, Insecta, Lepidoptera, Papilionidae. Gene Ontology annotation, biological process: regulation of transcription by RNA polymerase II. The record is from RefSeq and is a predicted model, not a curated record. The coding region runs from base 171 to 3416 and encodes 1081 amino acids. Gene Ontology annotation, molecular function: RNA polymerase II cis-regulatory region sequence-specific DNA binding; DNA-binding transcription factor activity. The transcript has 3 exons.